Messenger RNA from Dunckerocampus dactyliophorus (ringed pipefish), 4066 nucleotides. Its product is annotated as oocyte zinc finger protein XlCOF6-like. Gene Ontology annotation, biological process: regulation of transcription by RNA polymerase II. NCBI's taxonomy places the organism in Eukaryota, Metazoa, Chordata, Actinopteri, Syngnathiformes, Syngnathidae. Bases 216 to 2177 code for a protein of 653 amino acids. Gene Ontology annotation, cellular component: nucleus. The transcript has 3 exons. The record is from RefSeq and is a predicted model, not a curated record. Gene Ontology annotation, molecular function: RNA polymerase II transcription regulatory region sequence-specific DNA binding; DNA-binding transcription factor activity, RNA polymerase II-specific.
GAAUGGAUAAAUGUGAGUGUAUUAGGGAGACCUGGUUCACACGCCAAUGCUGUAGGUGGCGGUAAUGCACCUUUACGUUGAGUGCUACCCGCCAAAAAAAGAAGCACCACAGUGCAUUGUGGGCUUGUGGGGGGGAAACUGGAAGGUUUGUUGACACCGGCUGCGUGCUCAACGCUGCCCUUGUUUUUGUUGUUGUGUUGUAACAAGUGAAAAACAUGGUGCAAACGUGUUGUGUUAUCAACUGCCACAAUCGUUCACGCGAUCGCUUCGGGAAUAAGAAGGAUGGGGGGAGAUUUUUCUCAUUUCCGACGUGGAAGCAAAGCCAAGGAGCUGUGAUCUGUGAGCUAACAAAGAGACGCCGAAUGGCCUGGAUAGCAGCCGUGAGACGACCAAACAUCACUUUCAACGCCAUCACCCGACACAUGUUGGUGUGUUCACGGCAUUUUCACACUGGGAGACCUGCUAAUGAAAUGGAUGAAAGCCAUCCAGACUGGGCACCCUCAUUACAUCUCGGACACACGGAGGUGAAAGCUGCAGAUAACGAGAGACUACAGAUAACAUUGCACGAGGAGGAACUUUCUCCAACAAGAGAGGAGAACGAGCGACUACGACAACAACUGGAAGAUGUUUGCAAGACUCAGGUUGUGUUGCACGUUGAAGACACCCAGCAGCUGAUUGGUCAUCAAGAAGAAUGUCCCAUUCAGCAGUUGGGGGGGAGCUCCACUUUGGAGCAGGAGGAGCCACAGUCCCCCUAUGUUAAAGAGGAAGAAGAGGAGCUCGAGCCGAUGCACAUUAAAGAAGAAGAAGAGGAGUCACAGCACCCCUGUGUUAAAGACGAAGAGGAAGAACUCUCGAUAAGUCAGGAGGGAGAGCAUCAUCAAGGGCCAGAUGAGGCUGUUCUCUCCAGGCUGCCACUGACUGGUGUCUCUGUGAAGACCGAAGACCAUGAAGACAAACCACCUGAGUCCUCACAGCUUCAUCAUAGUCCAAGUGAGGAGAAGAGAGAGGCGGAGCCUUCAAGCAGCAGCUCAACACAACACAUGACAACAGAAGCUGAUGGAGACCACUGUGGAGGAUCACAAGCAGACAACCUCUUAGCUCCACUGUCAGAUAGUGACGACAUAACGUCUCACUCUCCUGAAGAUGAAGACAACCAAGAAUCUUUGAGCAGCGAUACAGACUGUGAAGAUGAUAUGACGACUCACGCGGACAAACACUCUGAAUGCUCUAAAAAGGUAAAGGUAAAAGGUAAAAAACGUUUUAACUGCCCGGUUUGUGAUAAAAGAUUGUCUUCUAAGAGUAAUCUGACACGACACAUGAGAACACAUACAGGAGAAAGACCUUUUAGUUGCUCAGACUGCGGUAAAAGUUUUGCUGAAAAGGCAAGUAUGGUAUCACACAUGCUAGCACACGCAGGAGAAAAACCUUUUAGUUGCUUAGACUGUGGCAAAAGCUUCACUCAAAAUAAAGGCCUGCAAAGACACAGGAGAGCGCAUACAGGAGAAAAUCUGUUAAUUUGCUCAGUAUGUGGUAAAAGCUUCACUCAAAAUAGAGCCCUGCAAUUACACAUUAGAACACACACAGGAGAAAAACCUUUUAGUUGCCCAGACUGUGGUAAAGGCUUCACUCAAAAGAGAGACAUGCAAUUGCACAUGAGAACACACACAGGUGAAAAACCUUUCAGUUGCUCAGACUGUGGUAAAAGCUUCACCCGAAAGAAAGGCCUUCAAAGUCACAUGAGAAUGCACACAGGAGAAAGACCUUUUAGUUGCUUACACUGUGGUAAAGGCUUCACUAUAAAGAAAGUGAUGAAAUUUCACAUGAGAACGCACACAGGAGAAAAACCUUUCAGUUGCUCAGACUGUGGCAAAAGUUUUACUCUGAAGACAGCCAUGCAGAGACACAUGAAAAUACAUACAGGAGAAAAACCUUUUAAUUGCUCCAACUGUGGAAAAAGCUUCAUCCAAAAGUCAGAUUUGCAAUUGCAUAUGAGAACACACACAGGAGAAAAACCCUUUAGUUGCUCAGACUGUGGCAAACGCUUCAUUCAAAAGCAACGCAUGCAAUUACACAUGAGAACGCACACAGGAGAAAAACCUUUCAGUUGCUCAAACUGUGGGAAAACCUUCCUUCGAAAGCAACACAUGCAAAGACACAUGAGAACACAUACAGGAUAAAAACAUUUUGCUUUCUCAGCCUGUUUUAGAAGUUUAACUACCAAACUAAAUUUGGUGUCACAUGUGAGAACAGGAGAAAAAAUUUGUUGCUCAAAUUGUGGCAACACAUUUCCUCUGACGUCCUCUUCGAAUAGAUAGAAUAGAUGCAGAGUCACUGCUGGUUUACUGUAUGUUGUAACUGAUGUCUGUAUGCCGUCGUUGCAACUGAUGAAGCCACUUCCUGUUUGUCCAGAUUCGGUCUGGGAAGUCGUGAUUUGAUUCUUUGAGUUCUUAUGAGUCACUCAUUGAAGUGAAUCAGGUACUUAAGUCUCCCAUCACAGAGCCCAUGAAUUGAUUUGACCUUGCUCAAACGACUGCACGUACUAUAAGGAAAUUACUACAUUAUUUUGUUUAUAGUGUUACAUUGUCUUAUGUUGCUGUAUAUUGAGUGUGUUGAUACAAAUAUUUUUUGUGUGCCAGAAAUUUUUGUCAGGUGUUUUAUUCUGAUGACAAACAUGAUCAAUAAAUUAAAGGCUAAAUGAAUCAAUUUGAUUGAAAAAUUAAAUUGAAAGGUUUUGAUAUCAACAUCAACAAUACUGGCUCUGUCUGUACUUGCUGUACUGACUUGGUAUCAGACGGAUACCAGAAGUUCAGUAUGACCCAGCCCGAUCUAUCUCGCUGCCUGUCAGCUCCAAAUUAAAAACUAAGCCCCCCUAAUCUAUUUUGUUUUAUGCUGUAUUUUAUUGUGGACAUUGAAUGCAACACCUAAUAGUUCUUGAUGUGCCUGUCAGUAUCUGAGUAUUGUUUUCCAAUGUGUUUGUUAGAGCAGGGGUAUCCAAACUUUUCCACAGAAGGUCGCAUACAGAAAAUCAAAGGAUAGGAGGGGCCACUUUGAUAUUUGUAUAUAUUCAAAAAAUUAUAAAAAGGUUUUUAAAAAAUGUGUACAUGUAUUUAAAGCUAAAACUUUGUGCUAUUUUUUUUUUUUGCUCUUUUUUUCCCCCAUUUUUGCCUUUUUUUGUGUUUAAUUUUAUUUCUACAACAUGCCACAGGCCAGUAAUGAACGAAUCACGGCCGCACUUUGGACACCUCUGUGGUAGAGCCUAAUUUGCAUCAUGUCUGUGUUUUGUUUUUCACUACUUGUGUUGGUCAGUAGGGGACACUAUGUUUACACGCUUAAUUGUUUGGGGGUGGAAGUAACAGUCUACCCCUUGGGCUGGAUUCUGUUUUCUGGAUUCUGUAGAUUUUAACAACUUUGAGCGCUUAAACUGUAAUCUAUGACGUUUUAAUGCAUUGUCAAAUAAAUCUGUAAGUGUGAUUUUAACUCAAGUAUACGUCUGGAGGUCUGUGAUUGACUUUACUGCUUCCCAAUAAGUAGGGGUAUCACAAGAUCUCGCAAGAUUAAAACUGGCAGGACUUCUUGUUCAGAAAAAAAAUGUCUGGUGGGCACUAGGCCUGGGGCGUUAAUACACAAAUUAAUUAAUCACACAAUAAAUGAAAAUUUGUGAUUAUUUUGCUGACCUCAGUAUAUUGCCAUGUGCACAGGGUUCUGAACAAAACAAACCCACGAAAAGCAGCAGGCCCAGACAACAUCUCAGGACGUGCACUUCGGGUUUGCUCAUCAGAGCUAGCUGAUGCGCUUGCUGACAUAUUUAACCUGUCGCUUGCACAAGCAUCUGUACCGACCUGCUUUAAGUCCACCACCAUAGUGCCCGUACCCAAGAAGAGCAACGUGACCUGCUUGAAUGGCUAUCGUCCUAUAGCACCUAUAGGUGGAGAGGGUGAAAACCUUCAAGUUCCUUGGCACACACAUCAGCGAGGACCUCACCUUGUAUUGGUGGGAGAAUGAACAGAAUAAGAUUUUCAUUGCAUAGUAUAACUGCCUGUUUUACUAUGCACAUGACAAUAAAACU